AGGUUUCUGCGGCCUCCAUGAGGCUCCUAUUCCUAUUCUUAAUCUGCUUGGCCGCUUGCACGCAUGCUCUGCACUCAUACGAGGUUGGCGUGACUGACUGGCACAAGCCUCUCGCUGGCGUACCUCUGGUUCAAUCGCAUUCUACAGCACCGGUAUUCCACAGACGGAGAUACCAGGAUGGACAGACGAGCAGUGUCGUUUUAACGGCCACGCAGAGCAACGUGCUUGCAGCGAUCCAUUCGGCGAAUGGAUCUAUAGCGUGGCGACAUAUAUUCGAUGAUGAUGACCAUAUCAUCGGUUUUCAGAGGGACACAGAUGUCGUCGUUGCCCUUUCCGGUCCUGGAGGGGCUAAUUAUCGCGUCUUCGACUCCGAUUCAGGACAUCUACUCCUAGAGAGGAGACUACACGAUCUCGCAGCAGGCCGCCUGCAAGAGCCCGAGUCCCUGGGCACCGCUGUAGGCUUCGGAGCGGAACAGAAGGAGAGAGACAUCUACGUGCUUACCAAUGGCCACACGCUCCGCCGUCUUGACCGUCAUACCGGCGAAGUGAGAUGGGGAUGGACAGCGCCUGAUCAGACUUCUUCUGUACUCUAUUCGAAGUUCUUCGUAACACACUCCGCGGUGUAUCUUCUAGGCCUCUCGAAGUCGUUCGCGUCAUACACGCUGCACGUUACGUCCCUCUCCCCCGAUAGAGGCGAGGUCAUCUACUCGGGGAAUGUCCCUUCCAGCAUCAAGACCGGCUUCUCGCAACCUUUCUUUCUCAGUGACGUGAGCGCACCCGACACCGUGCCCCGCGUGGUCUGGUUCGAAGACGGCAAGAUCAAGUCCCUCGAGCUCGCGCCGGAACUGAUUGCGAGGCCUGCCACGGUCAAGGGCGCAGCUUACAAGACGAUCGAAGACGUUGGGCUUUCCGAAUACGGGCAGUUCGUUGCCAUCGCUGAGAAUGGUACCGGUAGGGUGAUUAAUCUCACCCCCGAGGGUUUGAAGAUAAUCUGGGAGUACACCGAUUCGGCCACCUCCCCAACCCGUAGUGGCUCCAUUUACUCCGGGGGUCUGGAUGUCGACGGUCAUCCGUAUAUUGCGCGCGUGUUCUGGGCGCAUUCGCUGAAGACGAUGUCCGCCCACGUCUUUGCUCUCCACCUCGCCGAAGGGAAGGGGCUAGUUACGGGAUACACGUUCCCGUUCAAGACAGGGGAACACGGUAUCAUUAAACAUGUCGCAGUAGAAGCGGCCAAUCCGGAGCAUUACAGAGUCCUCGCCAGGCUGGCGGUGACUACCACGACCGGUGCUGUUCAGAUGUGGCAGAAGGACCAGCUGCAAUGGACACGUGAAGAGGGAUUGGCCGACAUCCGCGUUGCCGAAUUAGUCGAGCUUCCAGAGAGGAAAAUCGCACUCCAUCUCGACAGCGAGCACGAAACGUUUGGGGUGCGUGUCGCCCGCCAGCUUCUGGACGCCCAGGACUUCCCGCAAUACGCAGUAAACUUUGUGCGACGCUUCGUCACGGGCUCGUACACAUCCGUCAGCACCCCCGUCGUCGCGCCUACCAACGCAUCCGAGCCUCUCUCGCGUGAUGCGUUCGGGUUUAGGAAGGUCAUCGUCGCCGCGACACCGUAUGGGAAAAUAUACGGCAUUGACUCUGCGAAUGGGGAUGUCCUCUGGAGUCGUGUCUUUGGUCUCGGUUGGGCGGCGCAAGUCGGCGGACAGAUCAUCCCCGCCAAGUUGUUUGUCACGCGGACAGUUAACGACGGCGAGUCGCCGCAAGUCGUGCUGGUGACACAGAGAAAAGCGAGCAAUGGCCUCGUCGACACCGUUCUCUUCCACGUCGAUGCUUUGACAGGCGAAGACGCUCGCAGGCAGUCCCCCAGCAACGACCUCUUGCAAGGCGAAGAUGUGGUCUCGGGUCCCCUCGUCGAAGCCUUCCUCCUUCCUACUGACGCCGGUCGCGCAGUCGUCCUGCUCGACGAGUUUCUCCAGGUCCACCUCUACCCGAACUCCGACGAAGUCAAAGCCGCGUUCGCAGCCGUAGCGCCCUCUCUCCGCAUCCCGCUCCGCUCCGGACCGCCCGGCCAGCGUCGCCUGACGGGCCACCAAGUGCCCUCUGAGGUCGAGUUCACAGGCCUGCACAUUGCAUACCCGACGUGGUCGCUGCCGUUCCCCACUGGAGAGGACAUCUUCGCGGUCUUCGCGCGCCCGACGGAUCCUGUCGCGUCGCUUGGGAAAGUGCUCGGCAACCGCACGACGUUGUACAAGUACCUCAACCCGAACCUCGUGGGCGUCGUGACGGGCCCGCCGUCGACCGCACCGUUGAGCGAGAAGGCGACGUGUGGAGUGUACUUGCUUGAUGGCGCGAAGGGCACGAUAAUAUAUCAUGCUAUCUUGCCUUCCGUCGGGGGCAGGUGCGAUGUCAAGGCGACGCUGGUGGAGAACUGGCUGGUGUACCACUACUAUGACCCUGAGGUGGUCGUGAACCAGGCAAAAGGGUACCGAGUCGUCUCUGUUGAGCUGUAUGAGGGCCGAGGCGUUGACGACAAGCGUAAGAGCUCCGACAUGUCUUCGCUCUCGAAUGCUACGACAGACGUGAGCGUGUACGAGCAGGCGUACGUCUUCCCCCGGGGCAUCCGCACCAUCACGCCGACGUCGACCAGCUACGGCAUCUCCGUCAAGGACAUCAUAGUGGCCAACGAGAAUGGCCAAAUUCAGUCAUUCCCCCGUCGCUUCCUGGACCCGAGGCGUCCGAAGCACAAGCCGACGACCGAGGAGGCUGAGGAAUGGCUGAUCCAGUACGACCCAGUGAUUCCUGACGACCCUAAGCGGGUCUUGUCCCAUCACUACCAGGUGGCGAAGACACAAAAGAUUGUUACUUCGCCGGCCCUCCUCGAGUCAACGUCGCUGGUGUUCGCCCAUGGGCUAGACUUGUUCUUUACGCGGAUUGCGCCAUCGAACACUUUCGACGUGCUCAGCGAAAGCUUCAACAAGCCGCAGCUCGUGGUCACCAUUGCGGGCCUCGCAUUCGCCAUCGUAGUCGUGAAGCCGAUUGUGGCGAGGAAGAAGCUGAGGGAGCGGUGGUAUGACUGAGCGGAGCUAGACUGUGUUCUUGUCUGUGUUGCGUUCCUGGGUAUUUAUGUGUACCUUUGUCCCUAUUCCUCUAUACGUAGAAUCACACAGAUUCGCAACGGC
Messenger RNA from Dichomitus squalens LYAD-421 SS1, 3176 nucleotides. RefSeq lists its product as uncharacterized. The coding region runs from base 18 to 3074 and encodes 1018 amino acids. Lineage: Eukaryota; Fungi; Basidiomycota; Agaricomycetes; Polyporales; Polyporaceae. Gene Ontology annotation, molecular function: protein binding. Gene Ontology annotation, biological process: protein folding in endoplasmic reticulum. The transcript has 12 exons. The record is from RefSeq and is a predicted model, not a curated record. Gene Ontology annotation, cellular component: EMC complex.